This is a messenger RNA of Siniperca chuatsi (mandarin fish), 2751 nucleotides long. Its product is annotated as basic proline-rich protein-like. The transcript has 2 exons. Bases 1874 to 2644 code for a protein of 256 amino acids. NCBI's taxonomy places the organism in Eukaryota, Metazoa, Chordata, Actinopteri, Centrarchiformes, Sinipercidae. The record is from RefSeq and is a predicted model, not a curated record.
UUGGAAAACAGUCCAAAGCUCGACGUUAUUAAACAAAACCUUACAGUUUUGGGGGUUUUUUUUGCGCGAAUCUUUAAUAUUUAUUUCAAAAACCAUUCAGGCUUAUUAGACAUUCAGUAUUUCAAGUAGAUUGUAGUAGUUUCAAGUGCAUUCAAAGACUCUUUUAAAGAUGACACAUCAUGAAUAAAAACAUUAAAUAAAGGUUCAGUGCUGCCAAAUUUAACAUCACUGUAACCGAAAGUUGUUUUGAGCCCAGAAACAGAAACUGUCCCAGAAUAUCUCUGAAUAAAACAGCUCGUCUGCUUCAGUGUUCGCUGAACAAAAAGGUACAAACACUGUCUCAGUAUUAAAUGUUGGAUGUAAAGAUUCUCUGCAGGAUAAACUUUAUUUAACAGUUUGAAACGAAGCUCUUUAGCUUUGGGCGGGACAGGAAGUUAACAAACAUCACAGUUAUUACAGUCGUUCAGAGGAAAAGCAGCAGAUCUGCACAUCUGAGCAGCUGGAAGUGAUUUACAGGAGAAAUGACCUUUGACCUUUAAAUUAAGUUUCUGUCAGUCGACUGAUCGAUUCAGCUGAACUCGUAUAAACUGCUGGAGUUUAAUUUAUGAGAAAACAUCACUUUUUAUAAACUCUUCACGUGUAAAGUCACUAAAGCUGUCAGAUAAACGCGGUGAAGUGAAAGGUUCGAUAUUUCCCUCCGAGGUGGAGCAGAAAGUAGAAAAGACUCAAAUGAAACACCUCAAACUUACAUUUCACGCCUCUUCACAAUAAAAGGCACAAUAUAGAAUAAACGGAGAUAAAAACAAACAAGCCAAACUAAAUGUCCGACCUGCAGAGCUCUAAAGGGAAUCUCACGAAUCUUGAAUAUUAUAUGAAGUGUUUUUCUGACGUUUCUGUAAAACACUGAGUAUUUUCACCUCUUCAGGCCUCUAAAGUCUUUUAUUUUAACAGCAGCUGCACACUCAGUGUAUAAUGCCUUUGUAUUGUGUUGGAGGUGUUUCUGCUACUGAAUCCUCAUUAAAACAGUGUGUGUUUCUGAAUGUGUUUGUUACAACUAUAACACAUGAUGAUCAGUAAAAUGACAACACAGCAGUAAUAAUACAAAUAUGUCUUUAUAACACUGUACACUUAGCGUGUGCAGCUGUAUUAAAGCGUGUUAUGAACUCUUUGGUGUUUACAGGCUGAUCAGAAAUGUUAAAUAUGUUAAUAGAGACGCAGAAGUCUCCUGGAUAAUGUAACCGGUCUAAAUACUACAAUACCCAUGAGCCUCUGCUGCUCCGUUGCUACAGAGAAGCGAAUCAGCGCCUGAAGUCACGUUUCAUCACGUUCCAUCAGCGGAGCGCGCCGAAUCCGAAGCUCCCUGAUUGGACGAUUCUCGCCCGCAGUGCACCCUGGGAGUCGUAGUUGACGCCUUCUCCUUCAGUUUCUAACGUCCGCGGGCUUCUUGCGGCUCAGAGAAGCAGAUGUUUUCUCGCGCAGCCGCUCAGAUGAAUGAUCCUGAACUUGUGAUGAAGUCUCAGUCCACGCUGACGCCGCCUGCUGGUGAUAAAUGCAGGAUUUGGUCGUGCUGGCUCCGAGGAGGACUACGUCAUUUUCCUGUCCUGUCCUCUGGUUGGUUGGUUGGUUGGUUGUCACACAAUCACCUGCACUCGGCUGUGCAGGUAGAAAGCAGCGUCUCACUCUUUGGGAUAUUUUAAUGGGGUUUUUUCUGUUUCUGCUGCAGGUUCGAAGCUUUUCACCACACCUGUUGUGAUUUAAAGGCACGUGACGCCUCCGUCGUGUCCUUGACUCGGUUAUAAUGAGACUCACGCGCCAGACGUUACCUUUACCGUUAACUACAGCCAGUUCUCUGAUCCUAAACGAGGGGUUUUAAAUGAUCCAGCAAAACAAAGGCGCUGAUAGUGGACUACAGGAAGUGACAGGGAGUAGAACACGCCCCCCUCUCCAUCGGCGGGACUACGGUGGAGAGAGUCCGCAGCUUCAGGUUCCUCUGGGUUCACAUCAGCGAGGGCCUGACCUGGACUCACCACACCCGACACCAUCACGAAGACAGCGAGACAAUGGCUCUUCUUCCUCCGCAGGCUGGACUCCAGGAUCUGCAGCUUCUCCAGGUGCAGAGUAUCCUGACUGGCUGCAUCACCGCCUGGUGUGGCAGGUGCACCACCCUCAACCGAAAGGCUCUACAGAGGGUGGUGAAAACUGCUCAGCACAUCACCAGGAUGGAGCUGCCAUCCAUGGAGGACCUCAACACCCAGAGGUGCAGGAAGAAGGCCAACAGGAUCAUCAGAGACCAAAACCACCGCAGCCACAAACUGUUCUGCCUGCUGACGAUACCGCAACAUCCGGCCCCGCGCCAGCGGGCUCAGGGACGGCAUCAUCCGGCCCCGCGCCACCGGGCUCAGGGACGGCAUCAUCAGGGCCCUGUGCCACCGGGCUCAGGGGCGGCAUCAUCAGGCCCGCGCCACCGGGCUCAGGGACGGCAUCAUCCGGCCCCGCGCCACCGGGCUCAGGGACGGCUUCAUCUGGCCCCGCGCCACCGGGCUCAGGGACGGCUUCAUCUGGCCCUGCGCCACCGGGCUCAGGGACGGCUUCAUCCGGCCCCGCGCCACCGGGCUCAGGGACGGCAUCAUCCCACAAGACAUAGACAUACAUAUACAUACGUCUUAUCUGUGUGUGUAAACUGUCACAGUACAUAUAUUUAUGUGCAUACCUGUGUACAUUCUGUUUAUUUUAAAUAUAUCAUAUAUUUGU